Molecule: messenger RNA, 11339 nt
Organism: Coregonus sp. 'balchen'
Lineage: Eukaryota; Metazoa; Chordata; Actinopteri; Salmoniformes; Salmonidae
Source: the annotation of a GenBank genome assembly
AAUUCUCAACCUCCUGAUUCUCAAUCUCCUCCCUCAUUCCGUCUAUCUCUCUGUUAUCCACAACAAUCCCAACAGAUUGAGUACAAGAAGAACUCCAAGGAGAACCAGUCCCAGUUCAGCAUGUCGAUGGGCGUGCUCAACCUGAGCCAUGCUAAAAAAGCCCAGGCCCUUGCCAGCGACCUGGACUACAGGACGAAGCUCCACCACUACACCAUCCUAUCCGACGACAUCCAAGUACAGCAGGCCAAAAAGGCGUAUAACCUGCAGAGCGAGGUGAGGCAGAGAUUGGUGGGCCAUGGGGUGGGCCACUGGUGUUGGUGGAGAGGUCUAUGUGUGUUUUAUAGACUAAAAUGAACAGCUUAUCCUCUCAUGCAGAUAAUAGAAUUUGAGUGCCAAUAUUUAAAGUGGUAAUAAUCAGACAGUUUUGGUCUUAUAAUUGAACAGUCAUAAGGUAUGUUUGAAUUGACUUGAGAUCUUCAGGGUUGAGGUAAGGUGAGAGGGUCGAGAGAGCAAGGGGAAGGUGAAUACGGAUUUAGGAAAAUAUCUAUAUGGGUGUUAUUCAAGUUAGUGUUUACUAUCAAAUAUGAAUGAAUUGUGAAUUGUCUCUUUUUCGGUCUCUCUCGCUCUCUCCUCUCUCUCUCUCUCACUCACUCACUCACUCACUCACUCACUCUCUCACUCACUGUCUCUCACUCUCAGAAUCAAUACCGUUCAGAUCUGAACUGGAUGAAGGGAGUUGGCUGGGAGGCUGAUGGAUGUCUGAAUGUGACCCAAGCCAAGAAGGCUGGAGAGCUUCUCAGUGAUGUCAGUAUAAUAGGGUAGAGAAUGUGUAUAUUAUUAUAUUUAUUAUUUUGUUUCUUUAGUGUUGACUCCUCAUUUUAUUUCCUCUCACAGAAGAAGUACCGUCAGAAUGUGGAGAACGUCAAGUUCACCCAGGUGGCAGAUACUCCCUCUAUCAAACACGCCAAGAAGAGCCAGGAGCUGCAGAGCAAGGUGAGGCUGGCUGUUCAUUUGCUAUAACCCUGUCCUGCUCAUUUCUCAUUGGCUGUAUUCAGUCAGCUGGUGUUUGAUUGGCUGUUUCUCCCUUCAGCUAACGUAUAAGGCGGGCAACGAGCAGAUGAUGCACCAGUACACCAUGGAUAAAGAUGAGCCACUCUUCAGGCAGGCCAAAGCCAAUGCAGACCUCCUCAGUGGGGUAAGGACUCUGGCAGACAGGCAGACAGUACAAGCUCUGAUUGACCAGAGCUGUGUUCGAAUACCCAUACUAACAUAGUGUAUACUACAUAUUUAAUGAGUAUAUACUACAUACUAUAAGUUAAUUUUAGUAUACUGAAAACAAACGGUAUCCUUUCAGUUGAGCGUACUAGUGCUUCCCCUGUCUACCUGAAGUUGAUGCUGUUGCUACGCAACCUCUUGCUAGCUUGUUAGCAUAACAAAAGACUAGCUAGACAUUUUACGAUUUCGGUUGUGUUCGUAAAUUCAAUCUGUAGUGCCAGAGUGCGCUCAGAGUGCGCUCUGGGCGUUCGUAAAUCAAGAGCGUUGUCAGAUUGUCCAUUCGUAAAUUCAGAGCGUUUCGCUCUUGGAGCGCGUAACUGGACGCUCUGGCCAAGGAGAAGGGUUGAUCCGAGCGUUCUGACCUCACAACGGAGUCAAGCACCCAAGCUAACUGGCUAACGUUGGCUAGCUUGCUAGCUAUUUCCAGACACAAAUGAGAGAACACCUCACUCUGACCAUUUUACUUGCCCUAGCAGAGCUGGUUAGGCUGUUUAUGUUAUCCAGAGUGUUGGUGACUGUAACUGUGCUUCUGGCAGCAAUUUUUUAAUAUUUGUUUUUGCAGAUGUUUACUGACACUGGCCAUAUAUUCAAAGGGUGUUGAGCGAUCGUAAAUUCAUCAGUUAGUCUGCGCUCUGGCAUACUCAGACGAGAGUGCUCUGAAAUCGGAAUAGCCAGAAUUAACUAUGUCCAUUGAGAAUGCACAACGACUAUACCACUUAGCUAAGAAUGACAUGAAUAAUCAAGUCAGUAAACGUUGGGUAGUUAGUUAGUUAGAUUAUAUUUAAUAUACUGCCUGGCAAGUUAAAUGUAUUAGUAGCCAACUAGCUAACAUACCGGUACAUACUGCUAUAAUGCUAUGCGGUUCGUAAGGAUAGUGUAGCUAACAAAUUGUCAGCCAACAUAACGUGUAACGUAACUUAUUUGAAAAGUCAUUACUUUAUUACAUUGCUCAACAUUUUCUUAACAUUUGUCAUGAUUAGUUAAAGCAAUGAAUUUGUAUCCGCUCUCGUCGGACUUCGGCUGCAUAUUUUCCUCCAUUUUCUUCAAAUCUGAAAACGUUGUGAAGUCACGCCCAUUUUCUGAAGAAUUGUAUUAUGGGCCCUAAAAGCACGGAAAUAGUGUCCACUGCUUGUAUACGUCGUAUUCAGGCGAAUUUAUUACGACAUCCGGGAUCUUUUGGCAUACUAACUAUAUCCAUACUAUGACCAAUAAGCAUACUACAUACUCAAUUUACGUCACAAAUAGUAUGGUUAGUGCGGUUAGUAUGAGUAUUAGAACACAGCUCAGGGCAAUUUACAAUUCAUGUCUGUCUGUUAACAUGUUUCAUCAUUUGCUCUUGUUCUCAUUUCAGAAAGUGUAUAAGAGGAGCUGGGAGCAACAGCGAGAGAAGGGCUUUGAGUUGCGCAUGGACUCCCUGUCCAUCCUCACAGCCAAGGCUAAAAGAGACCUGGCCAGUAACGUGAGUUACCCUCUUUAUGUAUUUAUGAACCUUUAUUUGACCAGGUACCAGGCAUAGCACUACGCUAAGUAUCUCUGUGACUCACUGAAAUGCAUUGAUACAAGAAGAGCAGCAACAUUAUCACAAAUGCUAAUUUUAAGUAGAUCCUUAUAAAGGAUGUGGUCGGUCAAAACACCAAUCAGAAAGGGUAUGGUAGGCAGGGAUUAGUCCCAGAAGUUAGUGUUAGGGGUGGGGCUAAAUGUCAUUUUAAAGGAUCUCUUCUAACGGCCACUAAUGAGAAAUCUCUGACUGGCCAGGUGAAAUACAAGGAGAAGUACGAGCAGGCUAAGGGGAAGAUGAUCGGGGUGAAGACGGUCACUGACGACUCUCAGAUGGCCCACUCGGCUCUGGCCACCCGGCUGCAGAGUGAUCGCCAUUACAGAAAGGAGUACGAGGACACUAAGACCAAGCAUAGUGCCUCUUUGGACAUGUUGACCCUGACCCACGCCAAGAAGGCCCAGGAUCUGGCAACCGAGACCAACUACAGGACCUUCCUGCACAAGUACACAACCCUGCCCGGCGACAUGAAGGUGGCCUGGGCCAAGAAGGCCUACGGACUACUGAGUGAUGUAAGUUUUACCUGCUGGAACCACAUUUCCCAGCAUUCUCAAUCAUGUAAGUCACAUGCUGUCACAGCCUAUCGGAGUAAUAGUAAAUAUAAAAUCAGAAAAACGCUCAUGCCAGCUUCCAAGUCGUAAAUACAAAUCCAUCAAAAGUCUGAUCCCUGACUUUCCCUAUAUGCUGAACGCUGACGUCACCUACUACCAUGGAAAUUACUUUGAUGACAGCAUUUUUGGGCAGUUAAAUACAACAAAACAUGUUUUAUUUUUUUUUACAAUCUAUUUAUGUUUUUUUAACACUAUAAUUUGAUUGCGAGCCGCGUGAUAGCUGUAUUUGUAGUUUAUGUUUGCUGUAGCUAGUUAGUCGUUAGUGUUCUCAACGAGUUCGAAGCAAGUGAACACUCCCAAGUUGUUGCUCCAAGUUGACAAUCGUUCCUCUGAUAACUCCGUUAUGAAUGCAGCAUCAGAACAACUAAAGCACCAGGAAAGUCUGCUGGCAUUUUUCUCCUUUACCCUAAAUACACAUAUCAUUAUAUCAUAGACAUUGAAGGUUAUUUGCAUAUGGAAAUGUUACAGAUGGAAUGCACCUUUUAAUGGAAUUGUAUUUCAUGUAUUAAUUAACUUAGCAUGUGUUUAACCAGGCAAGUCAGUUAAGAACAAAUUAGUAUUUAAAAUGACGAACUGGCAUGAGAGCUGUUCCUUUUUUGUGUAUUCAGAAACAGUACAGGUCGGAUCGGAACUGGAUGAAGGGUGUGGGCUGGGUGGCAGCAGAUUUCCUGUGUGUGAAACACGCAAAGAAGGCUGGAGAGCUCGUUAGCGAGGUAACAUUUAAAUCCUUAACCUAGAAAAGAAUGCUCAAUAUUAGGUCAAUGAGGUCUUCGUUCACUGCUGGAAAUACUAAGUUGCACCAAACUAAAACACUUGAUAUACAGGGGAAUAGAGAACGUACUGCAUGACUGUGUUAAGAAUCGCAUACUUCCAUACUUAAGUAGACUAUAUAUAUAUAUAUGACGUUCAGUAUAUAGAAUGCAAGGAAGUAUGCUCAUUUUAAUGGUGGAAAGACCUGGAUGCAGUUGUGAAAGUGCAGCAUGUAUCAUUGCAUAACAGCUACUACAGGGUGGUGGUACAGAUAUACACUACCGGUCAAAUGUUUUAGAACACCUACUCAUUCAAGAGUUUUUCUUUAUUUUUUACUAUUUUCAACAUUGUAGAAUCAUAGUGAAGACAUCAAAACUAUGAGAUAACACAUGGAAUCAAGUAGUACCCAAAAAAGUUUUUUAUAUUUCAGAUUCUUCAAAGCAGGCACUCUUUGCCUUGAUGACAGUUUUGCACACUCUUGGCAUUCUCUCAACCAGCUUCACCUGGAAUGCUUUUCCAACAGUCUUGAAGGAGUUCCCACAUAUGCUGAGCACUUGCUUUUCCUUCACUCUACGGUCCGACUCAUCCCAAACCAUCUCAAUUUGGUUGAGGUCAGGGGAUUGUGGAGGCCAGGUCAUCUGAUGCAGCACUCCAUCACCCUCCUUCUUGGUAAAUUAGCCCUUACACAGCCUGGAAGUGUGUUGGGUCAUUGUCCUGUUGAAAAACAAAUGAUAGUCCCACUAAGCCCAAAACAGAUGGGAUGGUGUAUCGCUGCAGAAUGCUGUGGUAGCCAUACUGGUUAAGUGUGCCUUGAAUUCUAAAUAAAUCACAGACAGUGUCACCAGCAAAGCACACCCACACCAUCACACCACCUCCUCCAUGCUUUACGGUUGGAAAUACACAUGCAGAGAUCAUCCGUUCACCCACACCGCAUCUCACAAAGACACGGCGGUUGGAACCAAAAAUCUCAAAUUUGGACUCCACCGGUCUAAUGUCCAUUGCUCGUGUUUCUUGGCCCAAGCAAGUCUCUUCUUAUUGGUGUCCUUUAGUAGUGGUUUCUUUGGAGCAAUUCGACCAUGAAGGCCUGAUUCACACAGUCUCCUCUGAACAGUUGAUGUUGAGAUGUGUCUGUUACUUGAACUCUGUGAAGCAUUUAUUUGGGCUGCAAUUUCUGAGGCUGGUAACUCUAAUGAACUUAUCCUCUGCAGCAGAGGUAACUCUGGGUGUUCCAUUCCUGUGGCGGUCCUCAUGAGAGCCAGUUUCAUCAUAGCGCUUGAUGGUUUUUGCGACUGCACUUGAAGAAACUUCUUGAAAUUUCCCGUAUUGACUGACCUUAAUGUCUUAAAGUAAUGAUGGACUGUUGUUUCUCUUUGUUUAUUUGAGCUGUUCUAGCCAUAAUAUGGACUUGGUAUUUUACCAAAUAGGGCUAUCUUUUGUAUACCCCCCUACCUUGUCACAACACAACUGAUUGUCUCAAACACAUUAAGAAGGAAAGAAAUUCCACAAAUUAACUUUUAAGAAGGCACACCUGUUAAUUGAAAUGCAUUCCAGGUGACUACCUCAUGAAGCUGGUUGAGAGAAUGCCAAGAGUGUGCAAACCUUGCAAAUAGCAUUACUGGGAGAUCUGAAAAGUCAUAGUCAAUCGAUCAAUAAUAUAAUAAUACUAGCAAAAAUGUUUAUUUUCAAUUCACAAUCUGUAGAAACAAUGAGAAUAGAAAGGUUCAGAGCUUUUGUAAAAAAUCACAGUACAGUUGAAAAAUAUAUGGCAAAUAGAAAUCCUAUAUGGAUGGAGUUGAAGGAUGGGACUAAUAACAACUAACAACAAAUAAUAACAAGAUAACUAAUAGUGUAGGCACGCUGUGUCCAUAAUAAGUGUAUGGCAUAUAGAAGCAAGCCGGAUGGACAUCAUCAUGAUGAUUGGAGAGGUUGAGAGUAGAAGAAGUUCAGGAGAAAAAACUAACAAAAUAUAAUUAUUGUAAAAUUGACUGUGUCCAUAAAAUGUAUAUAGUAAGUAUAAGCUGGAAGUAGAGGCCUAAGCAUUGUUGUUCACUAGUUUACUCCAAGUAGGGAAAGGGUGGUGGGGUUGGAAAGUAAUAAAGGGGAACAUAUAUAUUUUUUAAAGGAUGUGUAUGUGUAUGUAUGAAUAUGUGUAUAUGUGUAUGUGUGUGUAUAUAUAUAUAUAUAUAUAUAUAUAUAUAUAUAUAUAUAUAUAUAUAUAUAUAUAUAUAUAUUUAUUAUAAACAUGGGGGAUUGGAAGUGAUGCAGACAAUUACAUUGAUGGAAGUUACAAUCUAUCUGCAAUAUUAAGCUGAUCUACUCCCUUAAAAAAACAAAACAAAGCUGUCAUCAAGGCAAAGGGUGGCUAUUUGAAGAAUCUAUACUGAGACUGAUAAGGGGAUAUGUCCCAGGUGUGUGUGAAAAACAAGACAAAACAAAUGGAAUGAUGAAAAGAGGAGCGGCAGUGGCUAGACGGCCGGUGACGACAAACACCGAAGCCAGCCCGAACAAGGAGAUGAGGCAGCUUCGGAGGGAGUCGUGACACUAGCUCUUAUUUGCUUUAACGUCUUUUAUUUUAUUGUUUUACUGUAAAGUGUGUUUAGAUUUUAAAUGCAUUUUUAAUCAAGUUUGAUUUAAUUUAAUUUACUCUUCAUUUCACAUACUGUGCUUCAUCUGUGUUGUUUUCCAGAAAAAGUACCGUCAACAUGUCAGCGAUCUGAAGUUCACCAGCGUGGAGGACACUCCCGAGAUGGUCCAGGCCAAACUCAGCAACAAACUGGCCCUAGACGUAAGCCCACCAGUCAUCUAUACAUAGGGGCUAAAAAGCGACACUACUUAAACUCUGGGCGGUUGCUUUGGACCCGAUAACCCAUGUGCACUAACUCCGUCUAUUACGGUCAAAAAUUUAAAUAAAUGACAUACCAUUCAAAAGCUACAGCGAUUUCCUUUUUGGAUUCGAACUCAAAUCUUACUGCUGGCAACGCCAUAAGCAUGCAUCCCCACCCCCCCCUCCCCCCACAGGCUAUUUAUCAUGCAUUAUGAAUAUGAUCAAUGAGGUCAAGUGCUGCAAAAAUGCAAAACAUUUGUAUCUAUGGAAAGGGUACACCCUGGUGGUCAUCUUAAGGCAAUGCAUUUCUUUAUCCAUUGAGAUGACAUCACUUACCUUGUAAAUAGUUGGAAUUUUCCUCGCCUGUCUGUGUUAGUUAUUAUUUAAACAAACUCAAUAACUCACAAGCCCUGAUCACUAGGGCCGUUUUAAAAUGUCACCCGUCAAAAUCCAUUACGACAAUUGUCCACCUGUGUGUGUAUUACCCAACUAGAAUAAUCUGGUUAUUCAUACCCCUUGACUUUUUCCAUAUUUUGUUGUGUUACAGCCUGAAUUUAAAAUUGAUUACAUUUAGAUUUUGUUUGUCACUGGCCUACACACAAUACCCCAUAAUGUCAAAGUGGAAUCAUGUUUUUUUUAUUUUUAUGUCAUAUCAACAGGGGAUAUAUCUUUCAUAUUGAGGUGAUGCCUUGCACAUACAAUACAAUUUAUAGGAGCCUACAUGUUGAAGCCAUCUAGAACUAUUUGUACUGCAAACACAGCAAACAUAUUUAGCAAAACAGGAUGCAUACUACUGUUGCUAUUAUUAGUUACUGUAUCCUAUUUAAUAAACAGUAUCCAUCCACAGUGGACUAGGACAAGAAUAUUCUGUGCCCUCCAGCCGAAUUGGGAGUUGAUGAUAACUCAACGACCGUCAAUAGCAUACACAACUUGAGACAACCGCAUGCAGAAUUAAGCCAUGGAAAAACGUUGAUUGGCCAGUGAGUGGUCAAGCCCUCAUCACACCUACAACUUAUUUAUUUAUCAAAACCAUCUUGCGCUACCUGCUGUGAAAAUAGCAACAACAAAGAAAUAUAGCCCUGAACAUGUCAUUUCUCUCAGACCAGAAAAGGUAUAAUUCAUUGUAGGACUGUAGAAUGGUUUUGUGAUCGCAACGAGGUUGACCUGAUGUGAUCCUCUUGCUUUUCAGAGGCUGUACAGGGAAAAGGGGGAACAUGUGAAGCACAACUACACACUCUCCGGAGAUCUGCCUGAACACGUGCAGGCCAAGCUCAAUGCCAUGAACAUCAGUGAGGUCAGGGCUCUAAUAGAGUGCUGCCUAUUCAUCCAUCCAUUGAUCCAUUCAUUUACCCAUUCAUCUCUCACUUGGUUUCGCCGAGAAGUCAAGCAAAUGUGGAUUGUUUUGUUCUGAUUACUUAUCAUUGGCUCCAUUUGUGCCGGUAGUUUACAGACUGAAUUGUUUGUGUUGGCAGACCCGCUAUAAGGAGUCGUGGACUAAAAUCAGAGAUGGUGGCUACAAGCUCCGUUUGGAUGCCAUUCCCUUCCAGUCAGCCAAAGCAUCUGGGAACAUACUUAGUGGCGUGAGUCUUCUUUUACAUCAUAUAUAAUGGUAUUAUAUUGCAUAUAAAGAAAGACCAUGAAAAACAAUAUUUUCAUGAAUUAAACAUGCUGUAUGUAUUUUACAGUGCAUUCGGAAAAUAUUCAGACCCUUUCACUUUUUCCACAUUGUUACUUUACAGCCUUAUUCUAAAAUGGAUUAAAUAAAUGUUUUCCCUCAUCAAUCUACACACAAUACCCCAUAAUGGUAAAGCGAAAACAGGUUACUUAUUUACAUAAGUAUUCAGACCUUUUGCUAUGAGACUCGAAAUUGAGCUCUGGUGCAUCCUGUAGAAAGCUCUUGUGCAUCCUGUAGAAUUGUCUGUAGAGCUCCGAGACAGGAUUGUGUCGAGGCAUAGAUCUGGGGAAGGGUACCAAAAAACUUCUGCAGCAUUGAAGGUCCCCAAGAACACAAUGGCCUCCAUUAUUCUUAAAUCGAAGAAGUUUGGAACCACCAAGACUCUUCCUAGAGCUGGCCACCUGGCCAAACUGAGCAAUCGGGGGAGAAGGGCCUUGGUCAGGGAGAUGACCAAGAACCUGAUGGUAACUCUGACAGAGCUCCAGAGUUCCUCUGUGGAGAUGGGAGAACCUUCCAGCAGGACAGCCAUCUCUGCAGCACUCCACCAAGUCAGGCCUUUAUGGUAGAGUGGCCAGACGGAAGACACUCCUCAGUAAAAGGCACAUGACAGCCCGCUUGGAGUUUGCCAAAAGGCACCUAAAGGACUCUCAGACCAUGAGAAACAAGAUUAUCUGGUCUGAUGAAACCAAGAUUGAACUAUUUGGCCUGAAUGCCAAGCUUCAAGUCUGGUGGUGGCAGCAUCAUGCUGUGGGGAUAUUUUUCAGCGGCAGGCACUGGGAGACUAGUCAGGAUCGAGGGAAUAAUGAAUGGAGCAAAGUACAGAGAGAUCGUUGAUGAAAACCUGCUCCAGAGCGCUUAGGACCUCAGACUGGGGCGAAGGUUCACCUUCCAACAGGACAACGACCCUAAGCACACAGCCAAGACAACACAGGAGUGGCUUCGGGAAAAGUCUCUGAAUGUCCUUAAGUGGCCCAGCCAGAGCCCAAACUUGAAAUUCGAUCGAACAUCUCUGGAGAGACCUGAAAAUAGCUGUGCAUCCAACCUGACACAGCUUGAGAGGAUCUGCAGAGAAGAAUGGGAGAAACUCCCCAAAUACAGGUGUGUCAAGCUUGUAGCAUCAUACCCAAGAAGACUCGAGGCUGUAAUCGCUGCCAAAGAUGCUUCAACAAAGUACUGAGUAAAGGGUCUGAAUACUUUUGGGUAAAAUAAUACAUGCAUCAACAAGAUGUGCAUUUGAUUCCAGACUAUAUAAUUUAAAAGCAUUAUUUAAACACGUAUUUCCAAAGUGAUCCUCUCGGCGAAACAUCUGAACAUUCAGUACAUAACACAUACUGUACGUAUAUGGAACAUUUGUUAUAGCACAAGUACAAGGAGCAGUUUGAGAAGACCAAGGGGCAUAUGAUCGGACUGAAGGGACUGGAGGACGACAUGAACAUGUCUCACUCUGUGAAUGCCAGCAAACUGCAGAGUGACGUGAGUACCAGCUCAACAUGAGCAAUGGGUUUGUAUGAGAGUAAUAUGGGAGUAUAGGGUGUAGUAUGAAAGGGAGUGAUCGGAGUGUAGAUUAAUACACUUCACACCGUAAGGCAGUGUUUCUCAACCAAUUCCUGGUGGAAACCCCCAGGGGUGUGUUCUAGCCCAGCAACAAUCCAUCUGAUUAAACUUUUACCAAGCCCUUGAUUAAUUGAAUCAGGUGUGUUUGUGUUGGUCUAGAGACAAAAUGUGCACACCCUGAUGCUCAAUCACAAAUGGAUUGAAAAAGACUGCAAAACGUUAAAUGUUGAGUGUAUUGAAAUGGUGUAGUGCGAGUGCUGAAUGGGGACAUGCACUGUUAGAGUAUACAGUGUUAUCGAAUUGUAUUCUCUCUCCCUCUCUCUUUCUCUCUCUCAUUUUGCAGAUCAAGUAUAAGCAGGACUCUGUGAAUAAGCGCUCUCAGUACCACCUUUCUAUGGACAUGUUGGAGGUGGCCCAUGCUAAAAAAGCCCAGGCCCUGGCCAGUGAGCAGGACUACCGGCUUACACUCCACCAGUACACCAGUCUGCCUGAUGACAUGAAGGUGCAGGCCGCUAAGAGAGCCUACCAACUACAGAGCGAGGUAACAACAUCCCCUCACCAGGGGUGUAUUCACUAGGAACCAAAUGGCCGAAACUGGUAGGGACCUGAAUUUGUCCAAUAAGAAACUCUUGUUCUCAUUGAAAAACGUUAUGCUAUGGUUUUCUACAGUGUACUCCAAUGAAUACAACCCAGCUUACCAGUAACUUUCUCCCACUGUAGAUGCUAUUUGCGCAGUUAAUCAUAUUUUGAUAUAGAAUUAAAAUAUAAAAAACUUUUAUCAUGUCAGAACGUUUCUAGAACAAUAAGACAGUCAAAUAAAAGAUAUUCCCAACAGUUUUCAAAGAACAUUCAAAGCACAUUGAAAACUCUUUUGUGUACUGUGUUCGAUAGUUUGUUAGAUAGCAGUGCACUACCUUGAGUAUUAAACCGAUCAUUUUGUUUGUGUGUGCGUGUGUGCACGCUUGCGUGUGUGUGCAUGCAUGUGGCCCUUAGAAAGUGUACCGCUCUGACCUGAACUACCUGCGUGGUGUAGCCUGGAUCAGCACCGGGGCCAUCCAGAUGGAGGGCUCCAAGAGGGCCACAGACCUUAUCAGU